AUGCAUAUUAUAGGAUAUAUUAUCCCUGCUAUUGUUUCAACAUUAGUAAUCGGAAGUGUAUCUGGAAUGCCGGUCAUAACGUUUGAAUGUCCAUCUGGUCAACCAAUGGCAUCAAUAUGUCCAGGAGAUGAAAGCGCUGUAUGCAUCACCAACAAUUGCGGUGAAUGCGAUGCUGUGUGGUUUGGAACUGAUGGUAAACGAGCACAAUGCUAUGGAAAAUCUGAUUGUCCACCUGGUCGAGUUGGACCUCAAUGUCCUAGAAAUCCAUGCGACGAAGCAACAUGUUCAACAUAUUCUGAUGCUAAAUGUGUUCCAAACUAUUGUGGAGGCUGCUAUGCUGAAUGGUUCAAAUCCAGUGGAGAAAAAGUACAAUGUAGUACCACAAGUGUACUUGGAACAUCAGCUGAAAGGAUUCAAUGUCCAUCUGGUAAACGAAUUGUGAAUUGUUUCGUAGAUCCAUGCUUGGUAUCAAAAUGUCCAGGUGAUAAAAAUGCUAAGUGCGUCUCUAACUAUUGCGGUGGAUGCAAUGCUGUGUGGUACAGAGCUAAUGGUAGACCAGCAAAAUGUUUUCGAAAAUCUACUUGUCCACACGGUCGGUCUAAAGUUCGAUGUAAAAAAGAUCCAUGUCAAGGAGCAACAUGUCCAGAAUAUCCUGACGCUGAAUGUGUUCCAAAUUAUUGUGGAGGCUGCUAUGCUGAAUGGUUCACAUGCGAUGGACGAAAAGUACAAUGUAGAACCACAAGUAUACUUGGAACACCAGUUGAAAAACUUAAAUGUCCACCUGACCAACCAAUGAAAUCCACAUGUCCAGGUGACAAAAAUGCUACAUGCGUCUCUAACUAUUGUGGCGGAUGCAAUGCUGUUUGGUAUGGGGUGAACGGUAAGCCAGCAAACUGUGAUAAUACAUCUCGAUGUCCACCCGAUAAGCCUCCAGUUCCAUGUUUUGCAGAUCCAUGUGAAGGAGCAACAUGUCCAGUAUAUCCUAACGCUAAAUGUGUCCCGAAUUACUGUGGAGAUUGCUAUGCUGAAUGGGUCAAAUGCAAUGGACAAAAAGUAAUAUGUUCAAGCAUUAUUUAA
Messenger RNA from Rotaria sp. Silwood1, 1077 nucleotides. The record is from the annotation of a GenBank genome assembly. Lineage: Eukaryota; Metazoa; Rotifera; Eurotatoria; Philodinida; Philodinidae.